AUGAUUUAUCUUGAUAAUAUUCUUUUAAUUGGCACAACAAAUUUUCUGGAAGUAAUCGAUCCAGCACUUCUUCGUCCGGGACGUAUUGAGAAAGUUAUUAAAAUUGAAUUACCCAAUGCAGUCGCUCGCUCUGCUAUUUUCGAUAUCUAUACAAAAGCACUUAUCCGUAAUGGAGCCCUUAAUCAAGAUGUCGAUAUUAACCACAUCAUUAACCGUACCGAAGGAAUGACCGGUGCACAUGUGGAACGAAUUGUUCGAUUGGUAGUUCAUGCUGCUAUGCGACGAGAUAUUCUCGAGCGAGAUAAACUCGAUAUUACUGAAGAACAGGGAGAAGCACUGGAAGUUUGUAAUCGAGAUUUCAUCGAAGCUUUAUCUAAAAUCAGCAUAUGA
Messenger RNA from Rotaria sp. Silwood2, 390 nucleotides. NCBI's taxonomy places the organism in Eukaryota, Metazoa, Rotifera, Eurotatoria, Philodinida, Philodinidae. The record is from the annotation of a GenBank genome assembly.